Colletotrichum fioriniae is the source of this 1764-nucleotide messenger RNA. Lineage: Eukaryota; Fungi; Ascomycota; Sordariomycetes; Glomerellales; Glomerellaceae. The record is from RefSeq and is a predicted model, not a curated record.
AUGACUGGGAAGCGCAAGCAACCGCGCAGGCAGGGGCGGAAUCUCGACGACAACAGCUUCACCGGGCUGGAUCUCAAGGGCCUUCGAGAAAGGCACCGGAUCAGGGCUGAGGACAGCGAUAGAAGACUGGCCAGGUUGAGCCGCAGUGGUGGAGCAUCCGACGAGGAAGGAGCAGCAGUCGAGGACGGAGCAGCUGCCGAAGAACUGGAAGGCGCAGCGGAAGAGCUAGCAGCGGCAGCAGAAGAGGAGCUGGCAGCGGCAGCAGAUGAAGAACUAGCUGGGGCAGCAGACGAGCUGGCGGCAGGGGCCGACGAGGAGCUUGCGGCAGCGGCAGAUGAAGAGCUGGCGGCGGCAGCAGACGAAGAGCUAGCAGGGGCAGCAGAAGAGCUGGCGGCAGGGGCCGACGAAGAGCUGGCAGCAGCGGCAGAAGAGGAGCUAGCAGCAGCAGAUGAAGAGCUAGCAGCGGCAGCGGAGGACGACGAGCUGGCGGCGGCAACGGAAGAAGACGAGCUAGCGGCGGCGACGGAGGAAGACGAGCUGGAGGCAGCAUGGGAAGACGAAGAGCUGGAGGCGGCAACGGAAGACGACGAACUGGCAGCAGCAACUGAAGACGAAGAGCUAGCGACAGAGGCAACCGAGGAGGAUGAGCUGGCAGCUGCAACAGAAGACGAGGAGCUGGAAGCAGCGACGGAAGACGAAGAGCUGGAGGCAGCGACGGAUGACGAAGAGCUGGAGGCAGCAGUGGUCGAUGUGCUAGAACCAGCAGCAGUGGUAGAAGCGGAGCUCGAGGUGCCGGUAGCAGAGGUCGACAAAGACGACGUCAAGCUGCUGGAAGAGCUGCUGGUGCUUAGCGUACUAGAAGCGGAGCUGGAUCCAGUCGAGGAGGAAGUUCCGGCAGUGGUGCUUGAGCUGGUCGAGUUUGAAGAGGCAGUUGAGCCAGUGGAGGUGGUGCUUCCGCUGCUCGUGGGCGAGGUAGUCGUAGUCGACAAACUGCUGGAGCUGCUGGAGCUGCCAGAGGAUGAAGACGACGACGUCGGGCUAGUAGUGGCCGUGCUGCUUGUGGUGGUCGAGUGGCUCGAGGUGUCAGUGCUGGAACUGCCGGUGCUGCUAGAACUACUAGAGGACGAAGAGGAAGUCGACGUCGGGCUAGUAGUGGUCCCGGUGCUGCUGGAGCUGCUUGACGACGUGGUCGUGGUCGUACCACUGCUAGGAGAAGACGUCGAAGUCGUGGAGGUCGACGUGGGGCUAGUAGUAGUGGUAGUGGUCGUCGAGUGGCUCGAGGUGUCCGUCGAAGACGAAGACGACGAUGAAGACGACGAUGAAGACGACGAUGAAGACGAGGACGAAGAAGACGAGGAGGAAGAGGAGGAGGAGGAGGAGGAGGAGGAGGAGGAGGAGGAAGACGAAGUGGUGGUAGUGGUAGUGGUGGUCAGGCUGGUAGAAGAGGAAGAAGAGCUCGAAGACGAAGAAGUGGUUGAGGUGGUAGUGGUGGUUGUGGUACCGGCGCUGAGCAUGAAGAUGAUUUGGUUUCUAGUAGUCGUAGUACCACCACAGUUCUCCGUGGCAGCACCGCCACAAGCCGUGGCGCAAAGGCUGUCGGAGACUGCAGCGUUGCCGAUGGUGGUACCGCAGCGACAAGUAGUACCACCGAAGAGUGCAAAUUUCGUGGCACCCGAGACGGCCUUACAAUGGCUAUCACAGAGCUCCUGCGUCAUGGACGCAUCAACAAGUUCGUUGGUGUUGGCGAAUGUAUCCGCAGGAUAA